AGAGAAUGAGAGGAUAAACGUACAGACAGGAAGGACUGACCCAAGAGCGUUAGAGAGAGAGAGAGCCAGAGAGAGAGAGAGAACAAGAGAGCAAGGGAGAGAGGGACUAUCCAGCACUCAGUCAUUACGCUUCCAGGGAUAGCAGAGAGAGAGACUACAGAGCCAUACUACUACAAUAUCUGUGUCCUGUAAUUUUGGAACUUUUUCACUUUAAUUUGUUCACUUUUUUUCACAACCUUAUUUUUUUAAUAUAACAAUAUAUUUUUUUCAUUCUGAAGCAGAGUACCUGGCUGUUACUUCUUCUUGUGUUCUCUGGGAUAUUUCUAAUGGUACUCUGCCCUCUGGUCUCCAGUGAUCAGCACACUGUGGACCAGGGACCUCUCUGCCCCUGACAAGGCAUCGUGGAGAGGCUGCUUGGCUGCUUGUCGUCAGGGCUGGGUUGCUGCUGCUUCUUCUUUGCAGGGAAUGCAAAGGGACGCUCCUGAAAAGCCUACGGAGGGGACUCAAGGUGAAGGAAGGGAAGGGAAGGAAGGAGCUGUGGCCCCACAGAACUGAGAGAACUGCCCCCCCUCCCCAACCCCAAGGCGCCCCAUCCCACUGCAGCAUGGAUCUCCCCCCAUUCAGAGGUCUUUCUGAUGUGCCGUGAGAGGUGCGAGCUCCCUGCCCCAGUCCCGACCCCCUCCCUGGUGCUCCUUCUCCCAGGACCAGGAUGGACCCUCUCCCGGGUCAUGGCCCUCCACCAGUCAGGAUGGACGUUGAUGGGCUGGACCUCCAGCAGGUGCCUGUCCUCUCCCUGGACCAGAUCCGCUCCAUCCGCGCCAACAACGACUACGUGGAGCGCCCCGUGACCCUGGACCAUGCCUCCCAGUCCGGCUUCUUCUACGCCCACGAUGACCGCUACCCCAUCACCCACGGAUACCCUCCUCAAGGUUACUCUCAUGGUUACCCUCAGGGAUACCCUCUCCCCCGGAGCCAGAGCCAGCAGCAACACGCCCACCUUGCCCAUCUGAGUCGCUCCAGUACUACCAGUUCAGCCAUGUCCCGGAUCAGCGCUGCCUCCGACCAGAGACUCCUGGUGGGCCUGACACCCUCCCACUCUGGCCUGGCCUCGGUGGUGCGCUCCCAGCCUAAAGGAGAACUCAAGCCUGAGGCUUCUCUGGGUAAAGGCCUGGUGGAGGGAGAGGACCUGGGCUUGCACCUGUUUAUCUGUGAGCUCUGUGGGAGGUGUAAGUGUCAGGAGUGCUGCGCUCCGCGAAGCCUGCCGUCCUGCUGGGCCUGUGGGCAGCGCUGCCUUUGCUCUGCUGAGAGUGCUGUGGAGUAUGGCACCUGUCUGUGCUGCGUUAAGGGCCUGUUCUACCACUGCUCCACUCAGGAUGACGAGGACAACUGUGCUGACCGGCCCUGCGCCUGCACAUCCGCCCACGCCUGCACCCGCUGGGGCACCAUGGGCCUUCUGGCGCUGUGCCUGCCCUGUCUCUGCUGCUACCCACCUGCCAGGCUGUGCCUCGCCCUGUGCCAGCGGGCCCACGACCGAGCCACCCGCCCCGGCUGCCGCUGCAGCAACACCAACACCGUGUGCCGCAAGAUCUCCACCUCCAACCCCAACCCUGGACACUCCCCCUUCUGCAGCAACACCAACACCGUGUGCCGUAAGAUCUCCACCUCCAACCCCAACCCUGGACACGCCCCCUUCUGCAGCAACACCAACACCGUGUGCCGUAAGAUCUCCACCUCCAACCCCAACCCUGGACACACCCCCUUCUGCAGCAACACCAACACCGUGUGCCGUAAGAUCUCCACCUCCAACCCCAACCCUGGACACGCCCCCUUCUGCAGCAAGUCCCUGGAGAAGCCUGUAUGACAGGGCUGCAGCGGGAGACAGCCAUCGCCUAGACAACGCAGUCUCAGUGACAACAUUGCCAUGACAACAAACACUGUUGCCAUGACAACGCCAUCACCCCCUCCAUCCGUGACCUACCUACCGUGACCUUUCACCUUACGUACCUUCCAUACUUCUCCUCCUGCCUGAGGAGAAAUGACCAAAAGCUUUACUGUAGUUCACUGUAACUGUACUGUACUGUACAUGUGGAGACUUGAGCCGAAACCUGAAAACCGCCUGGUGCUUUUUGCUGAACUGACUGCCAAUCUUAACCCUACUGUGUUACUGUGUGGGCACACUGCCUCUACCUUCCUCUUACUUUGUGGGCCAGCAUAGCGUACAUACUGUGGCUCUGCUCGGUGGGAUGGCCUGGGGUUCCUUACUGUGCUGUGUGAUGGACUGGGGAUCCUCACUGUGCUGUGUGAUGGACUGGGGAUCCUCACUGUGCUGUGUGAUGGACUGGGGAUCCUCACUGUGCUGUGUGAUGGACUGGGGAUCCUCACUGUGCUGUGUGAUGGACUGGGGAUCUUCACUGUGCUGUGUGAUGGACUGGGGAUCCUCACUGUGCUAUGUGAUGGACUGAGGUUCCUCACUGUGCUGUGUGAUGGACUGGGGUUCCUCACUGUGCUGUGUGAUGGACUGGGGUUCCUCACUGUGCUAUGUGAUGGACUGGGGUUCCUCACUGUGCUGUGUGAUAGACUGGGGUUCCUCACUGUGCUAUGUGAUGGACUGAGGUUCCUCACUGUGCUGUGUGAUGGACUGGGGUUCCUCACUGUGCUGUGUGAUGGACUGGGGUUCCUCACUGUGCUGUGUGAUGGACUGGGGUUCCUCACUGUGCUAUGUGAUGGACUGAGGUUCCUCACUGUGCUGUGUGAUGGACUGGGGUUCCUCACUGUGCUGUGUGAUGGACUGAGGUUCCUCACUGUGCUGUGUGAUGGACUGGGGUUCCUCACUGUGCUAUGUGAUGGACUGAGGUUCCUCACUGUGCUGUGUGAUGGACUGGGGUUCCUCACUGUGCUGUGUGAUGGACUGGGGUUCCUCACUGUGCUGUGUGAUGGACUGGGGUUCCUCACUGUGCUGUGUGAUGGACUGGGGUUCCUCACUGUGCUGUGUGAUGGACUGGGGUUCCUCACUGUGCUGUGUGAUGGACUGGGGUUCCUCACUGUGCUGUGUGAUGGACUGGGGUUUGCUCUGUUAGACUUGACCUAUUUAUUAUUUAUUGGACUUCCUCCUCAGUGAGGUAGAGAGAGAGACAGAGAGAGCGGACCAUGUGUGACUCUGAGUACAGUGAGUAAGCUACUAGAACAAAUCCCAACACAGCCAUUAAUAAAAGGAGUCUCUGGCAAAUGUAUAUUCCAGGCAUGAGAUAGACAGAGACUGGGUGGUCUACAGGGAGUCUACAGGGUGUGCCUCCUUCCAUCCCCUCCCUCCCUCCCUGUCGCUCUGAAGAGGCAUCCUGGAGCCGACCAACUGAAUGGACAUACAAGUUGUGUCAUUGAGCAGCCAUGGCUGACAUUUUGUGUGAGGCUGAUGUAAAGACCCUUUCCUAAUGGUGGAACAAAACUCUGAAAUUGAAAAAUGUAUUACUGUUUGACACACCAAAAACGGACCAUGAUGCACCAGGUGAAUCUAAAGUGAUUAAGCACAUUUGAUAUGGAAGGCACUAUGAGAUAUAAAGGUGGAUCGUCUGUAGUGUUCCCCAGCUGUCUGUCAUAUGAACAGGGGGGAGGGGGGGGGGCUCUGUUAUGACCAGGUAGUGUGUGUAGGCAUGUGUGUCUGUGUAUACGUGUGUGUGUGCAUGCACGCGCAUGUUUGUGUAUGUACACUAAUGGUUACGUGUAAGUGUGUAUGUGGGUCUGUGUAUGUUGGUGUGUGUUCUUGCCUGUGUAUGUACAGUAUAUGUAUGUGUGUGUGUGUGUGUGUGUGGGUGGGUGCACAUGUCCCCUUCCUGUUUGCUGUCAGCAGAAGCCUCCUAUUUUAUUUUUAGCACAGCUGCUUCAGAGGACCCAGAGUCUGGUCAGGUUUCUUCUCCACGGCAGGCUGACGCCAGCCUUCCCCGACCCCUCACCGCCUUCAUCUCCCCCGCCUCACCCCUCCUUACCCGCUGCCUCUAGUCUACCCAUCCCCCAGCCUCCCUCAGUAACCCUCCCCAAGCCUCCCCUGACCCAUUCUUUCCUCCCCCUCCUCUAUUCCCCCCUCCAUCUGGACUGCUGCUGUCCACGUGCAGAGGGACCAAAGAGACAGAGCUUCUCCACAGUCGAAAAUACAGAGGGACUUCACAGGAGUGAGGACAGGACGCCAGAUAAGAAAUAUCACUUUCUUUACAGAUCCGUCCUCCAUCCUUACCACUUCGUCCACAACACGAGGCAUUUUGCAACGACAGAGAUUCCUCUGGCCAGUUUGAUAAACCCCAGGCAGGCCCACCCACUGACCCCCUAGUCACAUACCCACCCACUUAAUGAACUAACAGGUUCCAGUCCUCCUCCUCUGAGUUGAUCAGGAGGCAAAUUAGCUUCUAAUGGGUAAAGAGGGAGGGAUGGAGGGAGGUGUGUGUGGAAGGUGAAACGGAGGAAAAGAGAGAGUGUGAGAGAUCUGUGGAAGUGGAGGAAGGAGAAAAGGAAGGGACAGAGGAGAUUGGGGACAGGGGGCUGGAGGUUAGGAAGACUGAUGUUAACCUGUGGGAGUGAGGUCAUAACAAAGCAACAUGGGGAGGUGAAGAACAGGUGGGGAGGGAUGGAGGGAUAAAGGGAUAGGGAGGGACUGAGUCUGGGAGGUCUGGUUGUCUUAUGCACUGAUAUCCAAAACCGGGAUGUGAAAAGUAACACGCCAUGUCAAGUGUGUGUGUGUGUGUGUGUGUGUGUGUGUGUGUGUGUGUGUGUGUGUGUGUGUGUGUGUGUGUGUGUGUGUGUGUGUGUGUGUGUGUGUGUGUGUGUGUGUGCUUUACUGUAUGUAAUGUGUGUCUGUGCGUUUAUUCACCUACACACAUACACACUCAUCCGAGUUGUUAAAGUUGCUUUGCUAUAUUUUUGUAUGUACAUACUGACUGUUAUCCUAUAUCCUGUGUGUGUAUGUACAUACUGACUGUUAUCCUAUAUCCUAUGUGUGUAUGGUUAUUCCUUGUUUUGUUCCCUUUUAUUACGAUCACUGUUUCUAUUAUUAUUUUCUAUUAUAUUGAACAUUUACUUUGAGUCACAGACUUGGUCAAUACUUCUAACCGUUUUAGAGGUUUUUCACUGUGGAGGAGAAGGUCACUCACCAUCAGCCAAACCUGUUAUUUGUACCUCCACUUCACUAUCUCCUCUGUGAUUCAUUUCACACGCACACGGUCAGACACACACAAAUACACACUCACGCACACACUUCACGGCCACUGUGCAAGGCCCAGGUUAAUGGUCUCUCCUCCACAGUCCAGCCCGUGUAGAGCUCUCCCAGGUGGUCAGAUGUUGAGUGGAAGGGCUCAGUGUGUAGGUACUGUACUGUACAGUACAUGCAUUUCUAGAGAAUAACAACUAACCCUCCAGGGUGCUGUAUGCUGGCUACAGGUUAACCACUAAACUUCCCCAUGUCGUAUUAGUAAAUAUUGCUUUGGUACAAUUGGCAUCUUGUAUGUUGUAAAAGAAUUUAAGGAGAAUAUGUGGACACAUAGAAAUUUAUCAAAAUAAAUAUAUUAUAUAUUAAAUAUACAUUUCACACAUAUUUCUUUUCCGUUGCUGAUAUUACAGAUGCGUCACAGAUAUUUAUUUAACGGUUGCGAUGAGAGAAAAGUAUUUAUUUAACGGUGGAUAUGGCGAGGAUAAUGAUGACUGUUGUUGGCUUUUUGGUUUGGUUUCUCUUGGAGGGGUGUGGCGGCUGCAGCCCUCAUGGCUAAAGAUAACCAAUAAAAGGUGUUUCCAAACGG
Molecule: messenger RNA, 5777 nt
Organism: Oncorhynchus kisutch (coho salmon)
Lineage: Eukaryota; Metazoa; Chordata; Actinopteri; Salmoniformes; Salmonidae
Product: protein sprouty homolog 3-like
Exons: 2
Coding region: 710-1861 (383 amino acids)
Biological process (GO): negative regulation of Ras protein signal transduction; negative regulation of fibroblast growth factor receptor signaling pathway; multicellular organism development
Cellular component (GO): membrane; cytosol
Source: RefSeq, a predicted model, not a curated record